This is a messenger RNA of Rosa chinensis, 3311 nucleotides long. Its product is annotated as putative disease resistance RPP13-like protein 1. Bases 505 to 1671 code for a protein of 388 amino acids. The record is from RefSeq and is a predicted model, not a curated record. Lineage: Eukaryota; Viridiplantae; Streptophyta; Magnoliopsida; Rosales; Rosaceae. The transcript is spliced from 6 exons.
UUGAAGCUCACCGUCUCAUGCCAAUGUCUGAGCAAGAUAGCUGGUCAUUAUUUAAAAAUCAUGCCUUCAAAAAUGCAGCUGUUGGUGCACACUCACAUCUUGAAGAAAUCGGUAGACAAAUUGUUCAAAAGUGCAAUGGUCUUCCUUUGGCUAUUAAAUCCCUUGGGGGUCUCUUAUGUUCUAAAUUGUUAGUGGACGAAUGGGAAAGUAUAUUGAACAGUGACAUGUGGGAGUUCUCGCCGGAUGAGAGUGACAUUCUGCCUUCUCUUUGGUUGAGCUAUAUGAAUCUGCCUUCGCAUCUCAAGCGUUGUUUUGGACAUUGUUCGAUAUUUUCCAAGAACUAUAAGUUCAGAACAUCAGAAUUGGUUUACUUGUGGAAGGCUGAAGAUCUCUUGCAACCUAAAAAAAACAAAACAGCAAGAAAUCGGACAAGACUACUUCAAUGAUCUAAUCUCCAGGUCAUUUUUUCAGCUUUCAUCAAGUCCCUAUGGAACUACAUUCAUCAUGCAUGACCUUAUCAAUGAUUUAGCAAGCUUUGUAUCCAGAGAAUUUUGUCUUAGGUGGGAGGGAAGUGAUUCACCCGACAUUUUGAGCAGGACUCGUCAUUUUUCAUAUAAGAGAUAUUAUGAUCAUACUGAGAACAUUAGGAUAUUUGAGGAUUUACAGCAAGCUAAAUAUUUGCGUACCUUUCUGAUGAACGUAACUUCAAGCAAAGGAUUAGAUGAGCUGCUACCAAGAUUACAAUGUUUAAGAAUGCUCAAUUUAUCAGGGCGUAUAGGGGAAUUGCCUGAUUCUAUUAACAACUUGAAGCUUCUUAGGCACUUGGACUUGUCUUACAGUUUCAUCAAAAAGUUGCCUGAUACAAUUUGUACUUUGUAUAACUUGCAAGUAUUGUUGUUGUCAAACUGUUGGGGCCUUACUGAACUGCCAGCCAACUUGGGAAGAUUGAUCAACUUGAGCCAUCUGGAUACUACAGGUAUAAUGUUAAAAAAGAUGCCACCGGAUAUGGGUAACUUGAAAGACCUCCAGAUGCUACCCGAGUUUGUUCUAGACAAAAGUACCGCAGGGGAUAAUUUGGCAGACUUAAAGAAGCUUCAAAAUUUGCGUGGAGGACUUUGUAUCUCAAGGCUUGUGCAUAGCAGCGGUUUGGAGGCACUGAGGGACAAGAAGUUUCUUAAGGAACUGGUUUUGGAUUAUUGGAGAGGAUGGGAUGUAAGUGAAGAAGAAGCAGAGUCUUGCGAUUUGGUGGAGGCAAAAUGGGAUUCAAGUGAAAAAGGCAAUAAUACUGUAGAAGAAAGAGAAGUGCUUGAGAAGCUCCAACCUCACCUGAACCUGGAAAGGCUUACAAUUAAAAGUUAUGGAGGCAAAAUGUUUCCAGGUUGGUCAGAAUAUUAUUCUUCCUCUGCUCUUGUUUCUCUUAAACUUGUUAAUUGUCAGAAUUGUAUCUCCUUGCCACCAUUGGGACAGCUACCUUCCCUCAGAGAGCUUUUUAUUUCUGGGUUGAGUGGGUGGCAAGAAUGGUCUGAUGUUGGAGGUGACAAUAAUGAAGGCGGGGUUUUUUCUAAUCUUGUUCAACUUGAAGUAUAUGAGUGUCCCAAUCUUACCGGGAGAUUAGCUCGAAUUCGAAUGUUUUCCGGAAGAUGGAUUCCCGUCAAAGUUAAAAUCACUUGACAUCAUCGGCUGUAAAAAAGUGAAUGCAAAGAGUAUGCAGAAUCUGAACAAGGGUCUCCGAACACUCACCUCUCUUGAAGAAUUGUCACUUGAUUUUGACUGCGACGAAAAAGUAGAUUGGUUUGCGGAGGAGCAGGAGGGGCUGCUUCCCAGCACUCUCACACAUCUCAAGAUCUGCCGUCUGAAUUGUGAGACCAUCGACGGCGCAAAGUGGUUUUGCCAUCUCAACUCUCUUCGAGAAUUGUUCAUUAGGAAUUGCCCUGCUUUGCAGUGCUUGCCAGAUAGUGGGCUACCCUCUUCUCUUUCUCAUCUAAAAAUCAUUGAAUGUCCUUUGCUUGAGAAACGGUAUCAAAGAGAGACGGGUCAAGAUUGGCCCAAGAUUGCUCACAUCAAGUGCAUAACUAUCGGUUGGCCAUGUCUCGGAGGGCUUGCAUUCUGAUCAAUUUGGCCAUUUCUCAGAAGGCUUGCAUAUUCUGCGUGUAAGAUCCUAUUGUUUGAACUCAUUGUUGAUUCCACAGUUCUAGGGUCUUGCUUGAACUCAUGAUCGAUGGGUUUGACAACAAGUCAUGCCAUAUGAAGGAGAAACAGACCAUUUCCAUUUCCUACGCAGUUUCGUGGAAAGUGAGCAAAAGUUCUUGAUAUGUUAAGACAGAGAUAGGCCAAGGUUAAGAUUGCUCGCAGGACCAAUAUUGCCAUGUCUUGAUGUCUGAUUUCUUCUCUUCUUAUCUGAACUUGCAGACUGUUCUUUAUCUACUCCACUCAUUCACACAAACACUUUUAGAGUUUCCAAGCAGAAUGAAAAUCACAGAGAGAUGACAGCCAAUUUUGGAUCAGGAUCAAGCUAGCUUGUAGUGAUGUUUAUGUGUUUUUGUUGCCAGUGCGAUAUCAGCUCCCUGGAUUUUACAAGUUUACAACUAUAUGCAGUGCUGCCGCUAAAGCAUCUCAGAAGACUUGUAGCUGUUGGACUCUCAUAAAUUUGAAGUCACUUUGCAUAUCAUCCAGAAUUGAAAAAUGACCUUAAAGGUUGUGGCAAUUCAAUAUUAUCUCAGGAGCAAUAAAUUUUGUUAGCCGAAUCUUGGUUCUGUGUAUGGGCAAAAGAUACAUGAGGACCACCAGUUUUGCAUCCUCACUGAACAGAACUCGGUCUCCAUCCUUUUUCUCAUGUCACAGCAAGGAAAUUCUUUGGCAGACUAUCAACUCACUGACCCUUUAGGACAGUCUGGAGGGCCACGAGAGGUGUCUUUGUGAUUGUUACUUCACCCUCAAGUAGCUGGGAAAACUUUUGCAGUGAUGUCAAGAUUACUAUCAGCGGCUUCAAAUUUCAAGGAACAGACAUAGAUAUAGUACAAAGAGGCAUUUUGCAGUCUGCAGUAUGUAUUAGCUCUAUCUAUACCAGAAGAUAUGUGCAUUCAGCAGCAACUAGUUCUGUCUAUCCUAGUAGACAGUACCAAACUUUUUUGUUUCUGUAUAAAUGAAUUGAGCAGUUCUCAGAUAUAUGAUUUUGUUGAAAUUGCAAAUCAAAUCAAUGAUGCAACUGUUGGAUUGGAGGCCAUCUAGAUGGCAAUCACGUUUUUUCUUCUUUUACUUUUUACCUGUUGCAGGCUAUACAUAUAGGUAGGCAAUUUAGUUUGAAUAAGUUU